CUCCGGGUGCCACAGAGCCCGGCCAGCCGCGGCAACGGCGACGCGCGGGGCGGGAGCGCUUGGCGGACCCCGCGACCCCGAACGAGCGGGUGCCUGGAGCGGGCAGCCCGGCCGGGGGAACCAGUGGCGGCCGAAACGGCUGGGCUUGGGUACCCCUCGCGCAGAGCUCCAUGCCGGUGUGGUGCUGCCGAUGCUCUCUGGCCGGUCAUUUCAGAAACUACAGUGACAGUGAAACUGAAGGAGAGAUUUUUAAUUCCUUAGUGCAGUAUUUUGGUGAUAAUUUGGGGCGAAAAGUUAAAGCUAUGCCAUUAGUUGAAGAAACAUCUUUACUUGAAGAUUCAUCAGUGACUUUGCCUGUGGUAAUAAUAGGAAAUGGACCCUCAGGAAUAUGCCUUUCUUAUAUGUUAUCAGGCUACAGACCAUAUUUAUCAUCAGAAGCAAUACACCCAAAUACAAUCUUACAUAAUAAAUUAGAAGAAGCAAGACAUCUUUCCAUUGUUGAUCAGGACUUAGAAUACUUGUCUGAGGGCCUUGAGGGCCGAUCAUCCAAUCCAGUUGCGGUACUUUUUGACACACUUCUUCAUCCAGAUGCUGACUUUGGGUAUGAUUAUCCAUCUGUUCUGCACUGGAAAUUAGAACAACAUCAUUAUAUCCCUCACUUAGUUCUUGGUAAAGGUCCACCUGGUGGGGCUUGGCAUAAUAUGGAAGGCUCCAUGUUGACAAUCAGCUUUGGAAAUUGGAUGGAGUUACCUGGUCUUAAAUUUAAAGAUUGGAUGUCAAGCAAACGAAGGAACCUGAAAGGGGAUCGAGUUAUGCCAGAAGAAAUAGCUCGCUACUAUAAACAUUAUGUAAAAGUCAUGGGCCUUCAGAAGAAUUUCAGAGAUAAUACUUAUAUAACCUCCGUAUCAAGACUCUACAGAGAUCAAGACGAUGAUGACAGUCAAGUCAGAGAUAUUUCAACAAAUCAUUUACAGAUAGAGGAGACAAAAUUUAUCAAGAGAAACUGGGAAAUCAGGGGUUAUCAGCGAGUAGCAGAUGGUUCUCAUAUUCCCUUCUGUCUCUUUGCUGAGAAUGUAGCUCUGGCAACUGGAACAUUGGAUUCUCCUGCUCAUCUGGAAAUUGAAGGGGAAGGUUUUCCAUUUGUGUUUCAUUCAAUGCCUGAAUUUGGAGCUGCUAUAAGCAAAGGAAAGUUGCGUGGCAAAUUGGACCCAGUGUUAAUUGUAGGUUCUGGGCUCACUGCUGCUGAUGCAGUACUCUGUGCGUACAACAAUAAUAUUCCUGUGAUACAUGUAUUUCGCAGACGAGUAACUGAUCCAAGCUUAAUUUUUAAGCAGCUUCCCAAAAAGCUUUAUCCAGAAUACCAUAAAGUCUAUCAUAUGAUGUGUACUCGGUCAUAUUCUGUAAACCCAAAUCUUUCAUCUGAUUAUACCAGUUUUCCUGAGCACCAUGUGCUUUCCUUUAAGUCGGACAUGAAAUGCAUUCUUCAAAGCAUCUCUGGAUUGAAGAAAAUAUUUAAACUUUCUGCUGCAGUAGUGUUGAUAGGUUCUCAUCCUAAUCUGUCUUUUCUGAAGGAACAAGGAUGUUACCUAGGCCAUAAAUCAAGUCAGCCAAUCACAUGUAAGGGUAAUCCUGUGGAAAUAGAUACAUAUACCUAUGAGUGUGUUAAAGAAGCCAACCUUUUUGCUUUGGGUCCUUUGGUUGGAGACAAUUUUGUUCGAUUUUUAAAGGGAGGGGCACUGGGUGUUACACGCUGUUUAACUACAAGACAGAAGAAAAAGCAGCAUUUAUUUGUUGAAAGAGGAGGAGGAGAUGGGAUAGCGUAAAGCAAGUUUAGAAGAUUUUAAAUGGACGGUUUACCAUUAAAGGUUUUUAAUAGUGGUUUUGCAGUGUACUGGCUUGAGUUUUUAGACUUGACUGGAGGAGAGCUUCAGGCUACAGUAACUUCAUUUUUUUAAGUUACAAGAACUUAGUGUUCUGAUUUAUAUUGUAAUUUAUCAAAGGUGUCGCUGUCAGACAAGUAGAAACACUGCCAACUUGGUAUACUUUAAGCUUUCCUUAACUAAACCAUUAUUUUCUUCCAAGACUUAAUUUUUGUGAUUAUUUUGGUUACUUCUUAUGUGUGAUUCCAAAAUAUUACAGCCUUGAAUCUAUAAAACCACAGUCAUUAGGCCAGAAGUUAUCACUAAGUAAAUAGUGGGUCACCUUGCUGUUUAAAGGGUGGUCCAGAGACUGUCAGCAUGAGCUUCAUCUGUAGCUUGUUAGAAAUGUAGACUCUCAGGCCCCACAACAUACUUACUGAGUCAAAAACUGCAUCUUAGCAAGAUCCCCAAGGGAUAUGUGUGCUUCUAAAAGUUUGAGACACAUUGGUCUGAAUCAGUGGUUCUCAACCUUCCUAAUGCCGCCACCCUUUAAUACAGUUCUUGUGGGUCGUGACCCACAGGUUGAGAACCACUGGUCUAAAUGAAUAUGGUAUAAAAGGUAUGUAUGCUGGGAUUGGGGUUGGGGUAUGAGGCAAUUACAGCUCAGGUUUUAUUUAUUUUGAAAUUAUCAAUUGUAUAAAUCUAAUUUAUUAAAAAUAUGAUGGUCUUUAAAAAAUAUUUUUAUUGUUGAAAUCUUGACAGGUACUUCAUAUUCUUCUAAUAAUUUAAAUAAUCUAAUAAUGUUGGUAUACAUUUUGACAUCCAAAAACCCACCAAGAUAUUUUUCAGAGAUAUAUUCUCUACUUAACCACCAUAACAUUUAAUUAAUCUGAUUUGCAAUUCAAUAAAUUGUGAAUGGAAUUAC
Messenger RNA from Otolemur garnettii (small-eared galago), 2784 nucleotides. RefSeq names its product oxidative stress induced growth inhibitor family member 2 (gene OSGIN2). The transcript is spliced from 6 exons. The coding region runs from base 171 to 1823 and encodes 550 amino acids. The record is from RefSeq and is a predicted model, not a curated record. Lineage: Eukaryota; Metazoa; Chordata; Mammalia; Primates; Galagidae.